CUUUGGUGACGUCACAGUUGUUUAUUGAUCUGAAACAGCUGAUGGGUUCUUGGUCGGCUACAGUUCUACUAGGAUUAUUGUACCAUAGGUUCUAGGGAUGUAAUAGCGUUACCGUGCUAUGAACUGUCUUUAUUAUUUUGUAAUAUUUUAAGUUUUAUGGUUAUAUCUUGAUGAUGGAGGUUGUUGGAGAGUAUAAAUAUUACGCCAAAGACCUCAUAGGGCAUGGAGCAUUUGCUGUCGUAUAUAGGGGAAGAGCAAUUAAUAAUCCAAGGAAGGUAGUUGCAAUUAAAAAUAUUACUAAGAAAAAUUUAGCAAAGUCAAAAGAUCUUCUAGACAAAGAAAUCGAUAUUUUACAGGAGUUAACUAAACUUCAACAUGAAAAUGUUGUGGCCCUUUAUGCAGUUGAGGAUCGAAACCAUGUUGUGUUUCUUAUUAUGGAAUACUGUAAUGGUGGUGAUCUUGCUGAUUAUCUGCAGAGUGAAAAAGACAAACAUUCUAUAUCAAAGCCUUCGUACAGGGGCCCCAGGGAAGGAACGACUAAAAGUAAAGGCACACUGAGCGAAGACACAAUAAGAAUGUUUUUGAAACAAAUAGCUGCGGCAAUGAAGGCCCUCCAUGCCAUGGGUGUGAUCCACCGUGAUCUGAAGCCACAGAAUAUUCUUCUAUCAUAUAACGUCCCUAGAGAAAAUCUUACUCCCUCUAUGAUUACACUAAAAAUAGCUGAUUUUGGGUUCGCAAGGUUUCUUGAGGAUGGUGUGAUGGCAGCAACAUUGUGUGGUUCUCCUAUGUACAUGGCUCCAGAAGUAAUAAUGUCGCUUCAAUAUGAUGCUAAAGUUGAUCUUUGGAGUAUUGGAACAAUAAUAUUUCAAUGUCUUACUGGAUCGGCUCCUUUCAAUGCUCAGAACCCUCAGGCUCUUAAGAGGAUUUAUGAAAAAAAUCUUGUCCUCAAACCAGACAUCCCAUCUGGUACAUCUUCAGAGAUGGCUGAUCUUUUGACCGGACUGCUCAAACGGAAUGCUUCUGAGAGGAUGAGCUUUGAACAAUUUUUUUCUCAUCCAUUCUUGCACCCACCAAGAACUCCACAGCCUAUCGAGCAAGUUCCAAGCCCCCUUUCCUGCAGUCCUGCUCCUGAUCCAGGUUUUCCAGCUAGUACGUCUCCUGAUGAUUUUGAUGAUUUUGUUAUGGUCCCGUCCAAUCUUCCAACAGAUAAACAUGCACCUAAUUACAUGGGAAUUAGCCCGCCAAGACCAAGCUCUCUUCCUAUCUCAGUGCCGACGCGUUCAGGUCCUGUUGUGCAAGCACAUCAUUCACCUGUUCAAAAGAAAGAACCUGAUGAGAAAAAGGAAAACAGUGGUAGCUCAGUUCCUAGAUCUCAGCCGAUCAACAUGGAAAGGACCGCAAAUAGAGUUUCACCACCAGAUAUCAGUUCUUUGUCACCACCUUCUAUCCAGUAUGCUCUUGGCACUCCUCCAGGAAUGAAAGGGUUUGCUGAGACGCCACCGCCAGUAAACACUUGGACAGUUUCACCCUCCAAUUCUCCUCUCAGAAAAUCAAUGAUGAAUUCCCCAUUAUUGUGUGGAGCAUUUGCAUCCCUUAACACAAACAAGCUACCAUUAGUUCCAUUUAGUAAACCCAUUACUGAAAAUAAUCUAGAUUUCACAGAACUUGAAUCUCCUGUGACUUUUGUUUUACCAGAAUUACCUCAAGAAACAUUAUUGGAGAGAGAACACAAUGAGACUUUAGCUAAACUUAACUUUGUGCUUGCGUUAAGCGAGUGCAUUACGGAUGUAGCCUCCUCGAGGGGCCGAGUGGAGCGGCUCGUGCUGCUGGUGCGGGCUUUACAGCUGCUCAGCUCAGCAUUAACCCUUGGCACACAGCAACUUAGAAAUGGCAGGCUCCAACCGUCCUCAUCUGUUAAGACAGUUGUAGGUUUAUUGAACUCCAAAUUUAGGCAAUGUCUGUCUGAAUGCAAGCAACUCAAUUCUCCUGGCCUGCUGCAAAGUGCUUCAGCUUCUGCUGAUCAGAUUUUGUACAACCAUGCUAUCCAUAUGUGCCAGUCAGCUGCCUUGGAUGAACUGUUUGGGAACCCAGCCGAGUGCUUCCAAAGGUACCAAACUGCUCAGAUCCUUCUUCAUGCUCUUGCCCAGCAGACCCCCAACACCCAGGACAAAAUGCUCCUUAACAAAUAUAAAGAUGCAGUUGAAAAGAGACUUAAUGUACUACAAGAACAGGGAUACAUAUAUUCAAAUACUACUAAUAACAUUUAGUUAUCCUUUACAAUUUUCACAUUUAGUGAAAAUUUUUUUGGAUGAAGUUGUUUACUUCUGCGGCUCAAAAACACUAUAUAUUGAAAAGAAAAGAAGAAAAGGUGAUUUGGCAUUUUAUAUGAAGUGCUGAGGGAAGGGGAAGGCGAGAGAGAGAGGGAUUUCAGCAAUGAUUUUAUAUGAAACUAAAGGAUUCGAAAUUGCUGGAUAUCACUCGAAAAUGUCUGAUUCAACAUUUGAUUCCUUUGUGCUCUCACUCGGGUCUCUUGGUUAUAACUUAAGGAUCUCACCGUGUUAUUUGUAGUUUUACAGAUAAAAUGUGAAAGUAUACGGAGGUUAUUUCUUUUUCCAACAUGGUUACAUUCUAUUUGAUUUAGUUUGUUUGUUGUUUGAAACUUGGUGGUAAGUGUGGUCUUCCGAAACUUAUAUUCUAACUUUUCUUACUGAAAAUUGAAAUUUAUGUAAAUAUGUUAAUUUUAAUUACUAUCUUUGAUGCUCAUGUAAUUUUUUAAGAUUGAUUACUUAUGAUAUAAAGAAUGGAAUUUGGAAUUAGAAUAAUCUAGAUUUUUUUUAUUAUUAUGAAAUCUGGGCUAUUUUAUUCAUUUCACUACUACAAAUCGUUUAUACUGAAAAAAAAAUUAUAUUUAUAGCCUGUACUUUUGUUCCUUAUUAUUGUAGAUAUUACUUUAACCAAGUAUAGCUACAUAGUUUUAUUUUUUUUGACUGAUUGAGUUACAAAUUGAUGAUCCAAGAAGCAGACAGUUGGAAAUGGAUUUCACUGUUAUGGUUAAUCAGUAUAUUAACAAAAACAUUUCUAUGUAACAUGAUGAAUAUCCAUUGUUCUAUUUUUUCAUAUAUAUAAUAUUUUAUAUGAGUUAAAUAAUUAUAAAUAAUUAUGAUAUGAAGAAAAGAAUUUGUUAAAGAAAUAUUGUGAAUUGUAUUAUUCUUUUUUUUUAUACAUUCAUUUGGAAGUUUGCAUGUUUGUUAUUGGAUAAUGAUGUUUAUGGUUUGUUAACCAAAAUUAUAAAUUAAUUUUUUUAAGUAAUAACUUGUAUUCUCAAUGAUUUCUUUUUAUUGAAAGUAUAUACGCAAACAAAUAUUAUUGAUUGUAGAGGUAUUAUCAUUUCAUAUUUCUGUUCCUUAUAGAUAUAGGGCAAUAAGUCCAUUUUUCGCUAACUUAGCAUUAUUACAUAUUUUUAUUUAACUGCUUUGGCUUUUGUUCUAUUAAAAAUACUAGUAAUAUUUUCAAUGCAAUAAUAUCUCCAAAGAAAUUAUGAUAUAUAAAAAUAAUUGAAAGUGUCUCAAUGUUUUAUGAUAAAAACAAUUAUAAUUUUAUUAUUUACAUGUUUAGUGCAACUCUUUUUAAAAAGUUCCUUAAUAUGUGCAAACGUCAAGAUUUGCGUAUAAACUUUUUAUGUUAUUUUUAUUAAAUUAAGAAUAUAAGGUAUCAUCAAAAUAAUGGACAAUAAUACUUUUUUUCCCCCCCCCCCCCACCUUUAUGUUAAGAAUUUCAUUUAUGAUGUGGUAAUAUACAGAUUUUUACUUUUGUUAAUUUUGAACUUAAAGGAAAUUUGAUCAAGAGAUAUGUAAAACUGGCAUAUUUUAUUUUCAAUCCCAAAGAUUGAAAAACUGUAUCAUGAUAUUUUUGAACAUAUUUUAGUGCUUGUAAACAAGUUUAUGGCAGCUUUUUAGUGGCAGUUUUCAAGGCUUAAUAUUUGUUAAGAAAUAUUUUCUAAGCAGAAAAAGUUAAGAUACGGUAAGUUAUGAACCGAACUCAAUAUGCGUUCAACGACCAAAUUAUUAUCCAAAUGGUAUGACGGUUUUAUGAAAAUAUCAAAAGCAUACUUCUGUAAAAGUUAAUAUGUAUAGGUAUAUACAUAUAUAAUUAAUAACAGUUUUGAUUAUUAAUUAUUUUAACUAGAUAAGUAUUUAUAAAAAUCUGAUUGGUUUUCAAUUAAUUAAUUAUACUUUAAUUACUUCACUUGACUAUAUAUUAAUUAAAUUGAUUAAUUAAUAUAUAUUUAGUGACUAAGACAUUUGAUGAUGAAUAAAAUCUACAUAGUGCUUUUUCAGCAGAACUACUAUUUUAUCUGCGAUUAGUUCUGAAAGUAAUAAAUUAAUGAAUAAAACUAAUAAGUGGUUACUAAAUUUACCCAAAAUUGUUAUUUGGGUGGUGUGAGACUGAGAUUUAAAUUUUUACUUAUACUUGCAUCUGCUGUAUAGUUUUAUAUCAAGUUUCAAGAACAUAGAAAUAGUGCAAUAUGACAACUGCAUUAAUUUCUAACCUAUUUUUAUUUAAUUUAAAUGCCAUUAAUCUUUUACAUAAAUGUUGGAAUAAUGAUAUUGACUUAAUUGUAAUAAAUUUCAACCUAAUAGAGCUUGGUGAUAUAACAUUUUCAAUGGAAUCUGAUUUAAUAAUUAUUAUUAAAUGAUAAGUUGUUUUCUGGAUCAAUAAUUAUCCAAAGAAUAUCUUUAAAAUAAUUUUGUUUUUGUGGCUUAAAAUGUACAUAUUUGUAAUAUAUAUUUUUACUAAUUUGAGUAUAAAAACUGUUUUAAAAAAUCAUUUAAUUAAGUGAGGGAUUUACCUAGUUGAAAAUCUAAGAAUAAGUGCUGAGUUUUAUAUAAGUCAAUCGAUGAGGCUUGUAAUCUAAUGUGCAUUUGGAAGUGUAUAAGUUUUGUUGAUAUAUUUCAAUUCACUAACGAUGGUACAAUUGUUAGUUUCUAUUUUCGUAAAUAUUAAAUUGAUGCAUAAUAAACAAAGCUUAACUGUAGGGGAAGGUUAUCGUGAAGUUCAGUUCAUAAAAAUGCAUUUGUUUUCAAAAUACUGUUCUUGUUAUAAAAAUUGAUUUUUUCUUUGUUUCUCUACCGACUUCUCACCUCUUAAUUUUGGAAUUCAUUAUUUAUCUGUAUAUCUAUGCCCUUAGAUAAUUUUUUUUAUUUUUAUUUUCAACAUUCUGUUACCUCAGAUAUGAACUGUGAAAGUAUAUUGGAAAAAAUGUAUUUUUUUUUUUUAAACGACAGUUUAUAUAACAAAAGUCUUCUUUGUGUUAAAUUAAAGACUUUUACACUAAUUUGGUUAAUAUUUACUUUUUAUAUGAGUGACUUUAAAAAAAGAAAUCUACUCCUAAAAAAAUUGUUCAGUUGGGAAAGGCAUCUACUUUCACUUGAAUAUUUUUUUAUCAUAUAGUAUCUGCAAUAAAUAUUACAAAUGCAAUCAAUUUAAUAAAAAUAAUGCUUAAUUAUUUUAGUAUUGCU
Nezara viridula (southern green stink bug) is the source of this 5519-nucleotide messenger RNA. Lineage: Eukaryota; Metazoa; Arthropoda; Insecta; Hemiptera; Pentatomidae. The record is from the annotation of a GenBank genome assembly.